AAAAAUUACCAUACCACGUUGAUGCGUUAUCGCAUUAUAAUAACGAAAUUUACUCCUUCUGUGUUUCAGUCCUUUUUCGGCAGAUCCUACAAUAAUCUGAGCAGUAUCUCCGAAUGUAAGAAUGGCGGGGAGUGCGUCAUCAAUAAAAAGAAUCGGACAGCUUGCAAGGCAUGUCGUCUAAGGAAAUGCCUGCUCGUGGGCAUGUCGAAGUCAGGCUCGCGAUAUGGGCGUAGAUCGAACUGGUUCAAAAUUCACUGUCUACUGCAGGAACAACAACAGCAACAACAGCAACAGCAACAACACUACCAACAGACCCUGUCCAACCAACCGCUCACGCCACAGCGAAAACCAAUGAGCCCGCCUAUCGGACUCCACCCAGGUCAACGAAAGGACGACGUGCUGAUGCUAGGUCUGGACGACUACAAGAACUCGACUUCCCCUAGCAUCAGCUCCCCCGAAUCGCACAACAGUGACAGCUCUGUGGAAAUAUCCGAAAGAAGAGCAGCCUUCUCGGGGCAUCCAGGCUUCAGACCCCUGCAUUCCCAGUUGCAACCCUCGGUCGCUGAUCUUUCGGCCCUCAGCAAAGAAAUGAUGAGUUUACCCCUCGGUUUUCACCUAGGUGGCAUGUCCCUGAUUCCACCCGCCUUCCUACCACCGCCGAGUCUCACCAUGUUCUCCCCCUAUCAUCUGUACGCGACGUCCCACGGAGCUUCCCAUCCCUUGGUGCCCAACCAUUCUUCGAAUCUGCUUCGACACUCGCCCGUGAUCGAGGACACGAGCAGUACGAUCAGCACUGCAACUACAACCACUACCACGACGAUAAGUAUCGACAGCAAAGACUCGUGUGGAAACAAUAACAACAACAAUAACGACAGAUACGCGCACAACAAUAACGUGCAAACGAGGCAGGGUUCGAACGAAGAGAUCGGAGAAACGUACACCAAACGAUUCUAUUUGGACGCGGUGUUGAAAAGUCAGAGAGCGCAGGAAGGUUCUACGGCGGCGUCUACGAAGGAACAUUCCGAAAACGAUUCACCGAUAUGUAGCCCGGGGUUGGAAACGGAUUGUCCGCCCCCGCAAGAUAAUCCCAUAGAUCUGUCCAUAAAGUCGGCCCCCACUUCCGUGACCGAGGAAACGGAAGAGGACGAAAUCGACAUGGAGAACGUGAGCGAUCGAGACAGUCCCCCUCUGAAAAGGAAAUCGGUGCCUAUAGAUCUAACAACGAGAUCCUAGAGAAGGCAAGAAGAUUUAUAUUUAUACUCGUUCGAUCGAAACAUCGUUUGUCCGCUCAGAAAACAAACGGAAUAAUUGGAUUUCGAGCGUAAGGAAAAGUAG
Apis florea (little honeybee) is the source of this 1335-nucleotide messenger RNA. Its product is annotated as knirps-related protein. Lineage: Eukaryota; Metazoa; Arthropoda; Insecta; Hymenoptera; Apidae. Gene Ontology annotation, biological process: regulation of DNA-templated transcription. Gene Ontology annotation, molecular function: zinc ion binding; DNA-binding transcription factor activity; sequence-specific DNA binding. The record is from RefSeq and is a predicted model, not a curated record.